AUCAUUCGAACGAUCGUAAUAGUGGCAUUAAUUUUGUUUCCGCGCGCGCAGCCAUGUUGACGGAACAGCUGUUAAGCGUGUAGCGGACAGAUUCACCUUGUCUAUUUUUAGCGUAUUAUUGAAGAAAAAACAAUGUUUGUUACAACAAAUAGUAUCGAUAAGGUGUAAUAAAAGUGUAGAAAGUUUUAUGAAAGUUAGUGAUGUCCAAAAUGUUUAUACAUUGAAAUUGUUAGCAAUGGCUUGUGGAAUACAAAGGCGCGACAGUGAUGUUUCAGUGUCUGAUGAAGAAUUUGAAGCAAAAUGGGGUAGAUUUUCCGACUGGCUGCACUGUAUAUGUGUGGUAACGUUUGAUUUGGAAUUGGGACAAGCUAUGGAACGUGUUUACCCGCCAAGUGUGAAAUUGUCGGAUCAGGAGAAAAGUAACAUUUGUUACUUGGCGUUCCCGGAUUCUAACUCGGGCUGUAUGGGCGAUACUCAAUUUCACGUUCGAUUGCGUACACGUGCACCAUUAACUUCGCAACAGUUGAUAUAUAACGAGGAUAGUGUGUCUACACUUAGAGCGGAUCCGACGCAUUAUUGGGGCUUCGUUUAUUUUCGUCAAGUUAAAGAUCCGACCUUGCCCCGCGGCUACUUCCAGAAAAGCAUUAUUUUGCUAACGCGUUUGCCUUUUAUCAACUUGUUUUAUAAAGUAAUACAGUUGAUAGCUCCAAGGCAUUUUGAAGAUGGUGAGAGUAGUUUGGAAGCAGCAUGUCAUGAUAUAAAUAGAUGGCCCUUGUUAAAUGCUGGCCAAAAUAUAGUUUUGCCAGUUUUGGGCACCGUUUUUCAAUCAUACAUUCCUAAUCAGCAAACUGGUAAAGUUACAAGGUCAGAUAUAGUGAAGCAAGUUCAAACAUCAAAUAUACCACAUGUAGUGGUGUGUAUACAGGAUGUUAAUGUAUUUGAUGCAUUGUCAAGUCUUAUAUCACAUUUACAUCUACUGUGGGAAUUAGUUCUUACAGCUGAACCGAUAGUUGUUAUGGCCAGUUCACCCACAGAAUGUUCUGCUUUAGUUCAAGCUCUUACACACUUAAUUCGACCAUUGCCAUAUUCAGCAGAGUAUAGACCAUAUUUCACAAUACAUGACAGUGAAUUUAAAGAAUUUACAAGGAAACAAUUUAAUCCACCUUGCGUAAUAUUAGGUGUGACCAAUCCAUUCUUUACAAAGACAUUACAACAUUGGCCUCAUACCAUUAAGUUGGGUGACUCAACAUCAAUCAAAACAAAAUUACGUAAAGUUGGCAGUAUUAAACAUUUAGAUACUGCACCUGGAGUGUACACUCAAUAUAAACCGUUUCUGGAGAAGGAUAAAACUAUUAUAAAGAAGUUACACAAUGGAAUGAGAACUGAUCGCCCAUCUGAAGUUCAAACAGCAAUGGUAAAGAGACAUCUUUUGGAAUUAACCCAAAGUUUUAUGAUACCGUUAGAAAGAUAUAUGGCUUCUUUGAUGCCCUUGCAGAAAAAUAUUUCCCCAUUUAAGUCGCCACCUGUCCCAAAUCCAUUUAAUCCGGAAGAUUUCUUUUCUUCGUUACAACAAGCUGGGCCUCAGCUUACUUCAGGUAUCAAGGGAGACUGGAUAGGUCUAUAUCGACACUUCUUUCGUACAAAGAAUUUCAGUUCAUGGUUCAAUGAAAGGCACAGCGACUUGACAAAUAAAUUACAUGCAUUACAGUUAGAAGCUCUAGCUGGGAGUGAUUUAAAAAAAUGGUCAAUUGGAAAGAAAGAGGUGGAAAUAGUUGACAUGGUUCUCAAAUUGCGAGAAGUCAUAAAAAAUAAUCCACCAGUGGCGGAUAACACACGGACUUUGCUAGUGCGGCAGUUAGACGAUUUGAAUUGUGUUCUUGAAGAUGAUAUGAAAGCUAUCUUGAAUGCAGCAACGUGACACACAACUUGCUGCAACGAUGAACUGAGAGGUUGCAGCAAUAAUUGUAAAGUUUAUUUGAAACUUACAUACCUGAAAUUUGUUCCAUGUGCAUAAUUGGAAGUCCGGCCAGAGCAAGGACAGUGCAAUUUUGAAUUUACCUAAAUAUAUUUGUUUUAGAUACUCAUAUAGUUUUAUGAAUAUGUGUACAUAAGCAUCUAAAUUUUAGUUAUAGUAAUUGUUGUUUUUAACAUAAGUGAAUACCUUCCCAUUGUCAUCUUAAUAUGUUACUUAAACCCCAAGACACCUUACUUUUUCUGUCAAACAUACCACUAAUCAUGACUAUGUGUAUUUUAAUUUAAUACAUAUUACUGUUAUACAGAUCCUUAAUGGCUAAAUUAUUUUAUAUUGAAAUGUGGAGUAUAUAAAAAAUGUGGAUAAUACAUUUAAAAUCAUCCUUAGUAGAAAUUAGUUCCAAUUAAUGAUCUCUGCUGGAUACAGUAAUGAAAUGGUUGAUAUUAUGAAUACAAUAUUUAAAAGUAGAGGAUCUGGUUUUUGCAUAUUUUUAUUGGAUGUGAAAAUGAGAAUCAUAAUAUAAAUUAAAAGUAGAGUUAAAUAUAUGAAGCUCCUGUUAUUAGAAUUAAAUAUACCUAUUUUUAUGUGUAGCAUAUGUAAAUAGACAAUCUCUUCCUCAAGUUUAUAUUUAUAAAUGGGUGUGAAACUCUUAACUUCCUGUAGCAUACCAAUAUGUUUACACGGCUUAAAAUAUUUAGAACAACACAAUAGCAGUAAAUUAUACAUAUUAACUCUAUAUGAUAAGAGAAAAAUCUAUUAAAUCUCCUUAAUGAAUAAAAGCUAUAUUCAAUAUUUUGCUAUUCAAUUUUAAAUGAAAUCUGCACCAGUAGUCUUUAUUUUGUUAAUAAUAAGAUAAGAGGCAUAUAAAUUUAUUUGAAGUGAGACUGCACAGGUAUAAUCAAUUUUAGCAUAAAACAACUAAAAGUACAUGAUAUAAUCUUUAGUAUAGAAGAAAAAUAUAAAUAUAGAAGUUUUCAUCAUUUUUAAUUCUACUUAGAAAUGAUUUUGGGGUGUUUGAACUCUCUAAACUUCCUUCCCCUGGCUGUACCCAUGAGUAUGAGAAUGCAAUGUGUAAGCUGUGUUGAUAUCUUGUAUUUUGUCUUACUUUUGUAUUCAGUAAAAUAAUCUUACAUUUAUUUAGAAGUGGAUAGGUAAGUUGACUUUAUACUAUAAUAUAUAAAUGAACAAUGUGCUGUUUAUUUAUAUUAAAUUCCUUAAUUAUUAAAAUAUAUUUGUUAUUUACUGACCAGUGAUAAGUAUAGUAAUAAAAAAAUAAUUCUUUCCACAUAUUUGUGUAUGAAGAGUGCAAUGCGUUUAAUAUUAAAAUAAAUUAUGAUUAUAUGAGUUAUUUCAGCACAUGGUUGUAAACUAAUCGGUCCAUGUAUUUGUAAUUAAUAAAUUUGUAUUAAAAAUU
Zerene cesonia (dogface butterfly) is the source of this 3386-nucleotide messenger RNA. Its product is annotated as protein DENND6A. The transcript has a single exon. Bases 188 to 1918 code for a protein of 576 amino acids. The record is from RefSeq and is a predicted model, not a curated record. Gene Ontology annotation, cellular component: recycling endosome. Lineage: Eukaryota; Metazoa; Arthropoda; Insecta; Lepidoptera; Pieridae. Gene Ontology annotation, molecular function: guanyl-nucleotide exchange factor activity.